CAUAAAAUAACAAAGAUUAACAUGUCAUUUUAAUAUUUCAGGAGUAUUUUGUUAAUUGCGUUUGUUGUUAAUGCGACAGCCUUAGAAUCAAGUCAGGAUAUAUCAGAUAUGUUGGCAAGAUCUUUGCGGGCAGCAAGUCGAGAAAAAAGGACUCAUAACAAAGACAGAAAGAACAUUAUAGAUGCUGGCAAGAAAGGAGCUGUAGAAGCAGACGCUAAGAAGAGUUGUUGUUUAAAUGGCGGGAUAUGCAUUAUGAACACCUUCUGUCACUGCAAACGAAAUUUCUAUGGUCGUUUCUGUGAGCACCGUGUACGUCAUCGCUCGUGCGGAAGUAUUCGUCACGGAACGUGGAUGGCUUCCGGUUGUCACCUUUGCCAUUGCUUCGACGGUAGAAUGACUUGUAAAGUCACCACAAUUCAUGGAUGCAAAAAAUUAUCAUAUGUCGAAGGUUACGAAAACAAUGCAGACUAUAUGGUUGGAAUAGACAAGAAGGCUGAAGAUUACGACAAGUUCUACGACGAGUUUGACUACGCACCGGAAACGGAAGUCACGUCUGGAACCGCUAACUUUGGAGUUCCGGUAUGGCAGCUUACGAUAGUGAUAAUUUCUUUCAGCGUCUACAAAAGUAUCGGCUCCUGAAAGUCAAUCGUCUGUCAUUCGGAAGAUAAAUAACGCUACCGUUUUCCUGGUUCACUACAAAACCAGAAACAGACUGCCGAAGUAACCCCGCACACCAAAAGAAUGCUGUCACGUUCAUACUACGGAAAAAGAAAACACCGUGUCAUAUUUUUCACUGAACGCAUUCUCUCUAUGUGAGACACAACAUACAGCGGAAUUAGUUUAUGCUGACGAUAGGAGGGAAGCUGACAUUCAUGAGGACGAUAUGAUUAGUUAUUGUUGUAUUAUAACAAAUGUUUGAUUUAAAAACUUUAUCAUUACACUCAUGAAAACAA
This is a messenger RNA of Ruditapes philippinarum (Manila clam), 953 nucleotides long. RefSeq lists its product as uncharacterized. The record is from RefSeq and is a predicted model, not a curated record. Lineage: Eukaryota; Metazoa; Mollusca; Bivalvia; Venerida; Veneridae. Bases 109 to 639 code for a protein of 176 amino acids. The transcript has 5 exons.